AUGGCCUCAUCCACGGGUCAGUUCAUGGUGUACUCGGAACAAUGCAACCCCAUCUUCGGCACCUCACCAUCGCUGGAGCUUCUUCACGAGAACCAUGAGUACCCAUUUGCCCACGAGGCCGGCGUCUUCAUCGCCCAAGACAACGCACUUUUCGUCACCAGCAACCAGUUCAAGGACCCGGCAACUGGCCAGCGGACCAUCAAGAUCAAUCGGGUUUGUUUGUCCGCCGACCGAACAUCUGCAUCGGUUGUCUGCGAGGAGAUCGAAGCACCGGAAGUGCCAAUGGCAAACGGCGGUGUCAACUACCGCGACGGCAUCCUCUUCUGUGCUCAGGGGACGCUCACAUCACCGGGGGGCCUCGUUUUGAUGGAAGCAAGACCUCCUCACAGAUGUUCCUCGAUUAUCAGCUCGUUCCACGGCCGGCCGUUCAACUCUGUCAACGAUGUGAUUGUACAUUCAGAUGGGAGCUUGUGGUUCACCGAUCCGAUAUACGGCUACGAGCAAGGCAUACGUCCCAAGCCCAGGCUGCCGAGCCAGGUCUAUCGGUUCGAGCCGGCCACGCGAUCAAUCCGAGCUAUGGCAGACGGCUUUCAGAGGCCGAACGGCAUCUGCUUCAGUCCAGAUGAGAAGACUGCCUACGUCACGGAUACGGACUGGAUACAUGGAGAUGGUACAACGGAUGACGCACGCGUCUCGCACAUUUACGCAUUCGACGUCACUCACUGCUCAGGCCAGCCCUUCCUCACCAACCGCCGACUGUUCGCCAUGGCCGACACAGGUGUCCCAGACGGCAUAAAGUGCGACACUCAGGGCAAUGUGUACAGCGGAUGUGGUGAUGGCCUCCAUAUUUGGUCUCCUGGGGGCGUCCUACUGGGUAAGAUCCUCGUGGAUGGCGGUGUGGCAAACUUCUGCUUCGGGAUGUGUGGCGAGUUGUUUCUACUGAACGAACACAAGCUCUGGCGAGCACAGCUGAGUGCAGACGUAAAAGGAGAUUUGCUGCGAAUAUAG
This is a messenger RNA of Pyricularia pennisetigena, 1008 nucleotides long. RefSeq lists its product as uncharacterized. Bases 1 to 1008 code for a protein of 335 amino acids. The transcript has 2 exons. Lineage: Eukaryota; Fungi; Ascomycota; Sordariomycetes; Magnaporthales; Pyriculariaceae. The record is from RefSeq and is a predicted model, not a curated record.